Messenger RNA from Punctularia strigosozonata HHB-11173 SS5, 1920 nucleotides. RefSeq lists its product as uncharacterized. The record is from RefSeq and is a predicted model, not a curated record. NCBI's taxonomy places the organism in Eukaryota, Fungi, Basidiomycota, Agaricomycetes, Corticiales, Punctulariaceae. The coding region runs from base 1 to 1920 and encodes 639 amino acids. The transcript is spliced from 13 exons.
AUGGAAAAGCUGGCAUUUAUUCUGUCUCCUGCAGCCUAUGAGGAGGUCCUUUGCCUGGCCAAAGCAGGAGGAUGCCGUUACCUCCGGGCAUUCGUCGAAGACUUUGAGGGUACCAACAGGGACUCAGAGGGCUACUCCUGCAAUUCCUAUGGUCAGGCUCAUAUUACCUUGGCCACUGCUGGGGCAGUCAACUCCCCUGGCAAAUUUCCCAAAGUGUCUGGUGGGCACGAAAAUCAUGCAACUGAGAUGGAGAAUCCGAAUGCUGUCGCCGAUUGCGCAGCUCGAGUGGGCCGCCUUGUUAUUCGACUUCCAGCGAGGACACCUGCCAGCUCAAGAGCAUCAUCUGUGACGCUCAUUGACUCAGAACAGGUGGUCAGCAACACUGGCAGCUCUGGGGACGGCAACCUCGGUGGUUCAGACGCCGGCCCAAAUGGCAGUGAUAUCGGUGUUCAGAACGGCAGUUCAGGCGGUGGUGAUGUAGGCGGUCAGAGUGGUGGGCGGGUUGGUCAGAGCGGUGCUCGGGGUGGUCGGGUUGGACUGGGUGGUAGCGCUGCACGACGCAGGCGUCGUAGGCCAUGCCAACGGCAAUCAAACCCAACCGCCACUCAGAGAGCUAACGCCAGGGCUUCGAAGCGCCGUAGGGUUGUCCCAGACGAUGAAGAGGCGUUUGAGCCAUCUGAAGAAGAAGACUCAGGUGAAGAAGAUGAUGCGGGAGUGCAGAACGGUGGUAACGGAUCCUGGAAUGUGACUCAACCACACGUCAGCUCAUCAGAUGUCGCCGAAAUCAUGGGAAUACUCACCCAGCUCGAUCGCUUCAAUGAUCCUGUCCAACAACACUCUCUUCCAGAUCUCCUCAGGUCCCUAUGUGACCCAGAUUCGUUUGGGAACUGUCAUAUGGCCAAGCUGUCCGCUGAUAGGAACCUCCUCCAACUUGCCUUCAUGGCUUGGCAUCUCAGCCAGCGCAACCGUUCCUUGAACUUCUUCUCUAUGCUUACCAACAUGAGGCUAUAUGCCCGUGCAGCUACACUAGCGCCUGGUAAGAAAAAACUGAAUAUCAGUCCCGUCCCUCGUAGGUUCCACUAUUGGAUCCAGGAGGGGUCCUAUCUAGUGGAGCUUGUCAAAGCAGGAGGGCUCGGCGUGGUAGUUAUGCUUGCAGCCUUAGAAAUGCGAACACGUCUGCGAUAUACCUCGGCCAAUGUGAUCUCUGAGGUCGCUCAGUGUAUCAUUGAUCCCCAAGAUGAUACGGCAGGGAAACUUGUGAAGACCUCCAUUAUCCCUGCUCUGACGAAAAUACGUCAAAUGAUCUGCUUCCACGUAGAAAUGGGCAAGAUGGAGAGUGAAGUCAAGUACCUUUGCUCGCAUGAUUUGGAGGCUAUCAAUGAGCAUCUCAGUUCUCUUCCUCAAAGGUCAUCCCAUUGGGAGUUUUGGCAGUCUUCAUGCCCAGUUACGGUGUUCGACCGUGCAUUUAUUGCCCAUUCACCAUAUCCUCUGGAUACUAUCCCUAUUCAAGAGGUACCAGUCCCUUUGGAUAGUCCUCUUGAAGGAAUGGAUCGCAAGCAAAAGCAAGAAUGGACCGAUACUCAUCGGGAGAAAGCGAAGUACCGAGAGUUAUUCAUGUCCAUCGAUAAUUUUGUGGAGCAAUAUGAAUCUCUGAGUGAGGCUCCAGAGAAUUACUGGGAGCUCCCCCAGUUGUCUCCUAUAGAGUCAAUGCCUGAGUUGGUCGACCAGUCUGCCCUCAGGCUUCUCGCUACAUGGCCUGAGCUGGCUGAUGGCAACUCUGAGGUACCUGACUUUAGCUUUGGGGCUGCGCAUUUCAUGACGUUCAAUCGCUUUAAUCAACAAGGUGAUAAUGCGCCAAAAGAUGUUCACCCAACCCUGCUUCAGUCAAAGACCUCUUUAGGUCCAGGCGCAUCUUCCUGA